CUGCAGUCUAAUCAAUCGGAACUAAAAUGGAACAGUUUUACUUGUGCCGAGGGUAUGUACCGUCUUAAUGUAUUUGUUAUUGUAAUUAUAAUAUUUGUUACAGUUGCGUGGUUUGGUUAGCGAAUUCUUCAGUAUUGAACGGUUUUUAGAAGUUUGCUGCACAAUCAUUUUUAGUUUUUGGAAAAAUCAUAUUUACAAAAUUAUAUUUUUAAAAGUUUUCAUGAGUUUCAUUCGAUUUGAUUUUAUCCUAACAAACAAAUUUAAUGCUUCUUUAAAUGUUGUUUGAUGUAAAUUUUAAUUAUUUUUGAACACAUUUAUGACAUUUAAAUACAUAAUGUCGAUAGCUAAAUUACCGGUUAUGCAGAGCCAAUAUAUGCAUCUCUUGUUAUAAUAACUAAAUCGAUUCAAUUCAUCUGUCUAAAACGAUUAAUAAGAAAUCACUGUCACAACAUUUCUGCCAACAUGCCGCGUUAUACGGCGAGAUAGAAACUGAAGAAAGUCAUGAAAUAUGUGUACGGAUUGUCUUCAACAUCUUUGUCAUAUCUUUUUGGCGAAAUGCGCAAGUAUAUUACGUAACCUGACAAAUAGCUUCGACAUUAAAUCAAAAUUUUGAGCUAUUGCGGAUUUGCAAGAGUUUAAAGGCUUGUGUGCGAUUUUUCAUAUUAGUGGUGCAAUAAGUUACGACAUGAGCAUUGGUUGAGUACGACGUAGUACUAGUUAUGAUUACCACCGAUGAGUGAUGAGGCGUUGGCGAACAAAAUCAAGUGUCUGCUUGGUUCAGAAGUAUUGAAUGAAUCACUCGUUAUAUUUCAAUUCUGGCAACUUAUGGAUGCCUUGAGGCGCUGUAUUGCGUUACACCCGGAUAGGUUCACCGAAGAGGAGAGGGAGCAUGACGUGUGCGAGUGUUUAGAGGGAAAAGGAUGUUUUGUUCAACACGGCUUUUUUUUUUAAAGCUAUUGAUUUAAAAACUGACUGUCCAACAUGUAAAAGCAAGCUGGAAAAAAUCAAAGACCUUGCCCUAGGUGAGGAUGUCCAAGGAGACAGACCAGAGUUUGGUAGAAUACGUUUUUUUGAAAGCGUGACAUGUACGCCUAUCACGAACAUGUUUGACGGGAAUUACAUGAAUCAGGUGCAGGGAGUCGAGCGACAGCUUCGGAACGGAGAUCCUAUUAGUACACGGGACACACAGCAGUUCCUGCAGAGCUCUAUCAACAUACUGCAAACCAUAGCGGAUCAGCCAGGGUUACCAAUUGAAAUACAGGGAAAGUUACGUAGAAACACGGAGUUUCUGCUCUGGCUGAAAAAUGUCGACCUUGAUGUAUUAGUGUUUAAGGAGGCGAAUCUCCAAGUGAGAAACCGUCAACGGAAGGAGCUCAGGGACAUGUUCCAUGUCAUUAUCAACCCGAAUCUUGGUCUCAAGAGUUUAUGGAUGGAGUGCACGUGCUGUUAGAGCGCAAAUGAAGACAUAAUUAUCCAUAUAUAUUUGUGUUUGAUUUUGAUUAAUUUUCCUGCUCUUUUGAUGGGAUUUACGCAAUAGAAAUUGUAAAUUGUCUAAUUCACCAGGAUGUUACCGUCGCCGGUUGGGCAAAACAUUGCAAGAUACGUUUGGAAUGUUCUUGACAGGGAAGGAAACUUGUUUGUUUUUCAAAAUGAAAACACAAAUCAAAUAGAAAGAUCAGUUCCACUGUUUUAGAAAUUUAAUCCACUUUUUUCCGUCCACUUGUUUAACGGCCGCGAAAAAUAGGUGUUUAACAAACAUUUUGUUUAUAGAUAUACCUUUCGGUGGUAUUAGCAUUUCUUUUCAAAUGUUUUGUAAGGAUCAAGUGAAAUGUGUCAACAAUAAUUGACAAUACCUCUUGAUUGUUGUAUAGAAAUAUGCUUAUGUAGUGUGUGUGGAUUUGAACAAGCGGCCCGGUUAAUUCAGUUGGUUAGAGCGUUUUGCUAGUUUUCCGGCGGUCGUGGGUCGAGCCUCUCACCGGCCGCACUUUUGCUCCCCGGGUUACUUUUAUUGUGGAAGCGGUAAACGGUAGGAGUGCCGCCGUCGGUCUGAAUGGUUGAUGGCGGGAGGAGUAGUGUGUGGGGGUUAGAACCAGCCACCCGGUUAACUCAGUUGGUUAGAGCUCCGUGAAAGUGUUCCGGCGGUCGUGGUUUCGAGCCCCACACAAGGCGCACUCCUUCUCCCAGGCUUACUUUAUAAUUGUUUUUGUGUUUACAUUAAGAUAUAUUGUUUAUAAUUUAGGAAGUUACAACCAGAUAUAUAUAGUAUAUAAACAUGUUUUAUCACAAAUGACACUAUACAUUAGCAGGAGCAUGAUUUGCUGAUACAUAUGCCGAAUUUAAUCGAUGGUUAGUUAGUUUGUGUCUGAUGUACAACUUAUUUUACUUUUUCAUAUUAAUAGCUGAUGUUUGUGUUCUUAACUGAGUUGAAUGUCGAUCCAAAUGCCGACUUUUGCUUUAUUGUUUGUUAUAAUAACGUAAUGUUAAUGCUGAUGUUGCCUGUUGUUAAUUCAUGUUAAUGUUAUUGAAACUGGCGGAUUUUGCUGCGUAGAGGACUUUUUCGGUUUAACUAAAUACAUGUUAAAUGCAACAAACCAUAAACGUAACCGUAUUACCAUAGUGACUGAGUUUUACUUAUUACGCGGUAAUGCUUUUUAACGUUUUGAUGAUGCUUUAUGUAUAAAACGAAAACAAAUACACUUAUCAAUAUGGUACGUAUAUUACAAUAUCAUUACGUUAUGUCUUAUUUCUUCAUAUUUUCACUGAUGUUGUUUGAAAAAAUCGUUUGUGCUUGUGUUUGUUCACUGUUUUAUUUGAUGCUAAUUAAAAAGUGUUUUAUUGUUAUGUGAUAUCACGUGCAUAUUAUAUGCCAUGAUGAAUAUAAAACUUGAAACUUGUCUUAUCACCAUUCCAACGACCCAAGGCAUAACAAAAUGAUUGCUUUAUGCCCAUGUGUAUGGUACUUUGCAUACUAUUUGUUGUAAACUUUUGUGUAUGUUCUUUUGCAAUAAACAUAGCUUAGUUGA
Molecule: messenger RNA, 3023 nt
Organism: Mya arenaria
Lineage: Eukaryota; Metazoa; Mollusca; Bivalvia; Myida; Myidae
Exons: 4
Coding region: 1103-1450 (115 amino acids)
Source: RefSeq, a predicted model, not a curated record